This is a messenger RNA of Schistosoma spindalis, 1350 nucleotides long. Lineage: Eukaryota; Metazoa; Platyhelminthes; Trematoda; Strigeidida; Schistosomatidae. The record is from the annotation of a GenBank genome assembly.
AAAGUCAAAGCUGUAAUUCGUUUACACAUAUUAAGCUAUGUAUUGUUUAAUUCUAUGCAAAGAGACUUUCGGAUCAGGGAAUCUGAUGACUGCUUUAUACAUUAGGUUAAUAAGAUCUAAUAUUUUGUUUAUGUCGAUGGUUUAGGGAGAUCUUCGAACUAUAUCUAGAAGCUGAAUUUAUAAAAAUUGUUAAUAUCAACUGUGAAAGUUCUUUGAAAGACAUAGAAAACUUCAAUCGAUCUACCGCAAAUCCUAAAUUAGUGAUUGCUCUCCAUUUACGCCAAUGCUCACAUCUUGUCAGUCUGCUGGACAAAAGUAUACCUGUUCUUGCGAUCUGCACUGGGACUGACAUAAAUAUAGAUAGAACUCAUGGGAUAUAUCUGAAGCUGAUGACAUAUUUAGUUGACCGAAGUUUUGCAGUUGUUUUAUUCAACCAAACAAUGCUGAAGCAGUUCAAAGAAACUUGGCCUGAUUAUCCUGGUCAGCUGCAAGUCAUACACCAAGCAAUACGGGUUGACGUUGAGGACGCAAAUCACUUUAAAAAAGACAUUCUGACGGCAAUAGAAUGUAAACUAGGAGUAAAGUUGCAGCCGUUCUUCAUUAUUGCUGGCCUUUUGAGAGAUGUAAAAGAUCCAAUGUUCGCACUUCAAGCAUUCCUAGAAUGGAGAAAUCAAGAUAAAGAGAAUAAAAAUUCGAAAGUUACUUCAAGCAUUAAUUAUAAAUCUUAUAAUCUUUUAUAUGUUGGAUCAGUUGAAGAAGAUACAGAAAAUAUACAACAAUUUAUUGAUGAAAUAGAUGGAAAAGUUGUACAUCGAUGUGAUUCAUUAACACAAAAAGAAUUGCAUUCAUUAAUGCUUAGCUCUCAAGCACUGAUCAAUUGUUCAGUCAGUGAAGGCCAGUCUUUGGCUGUAAUGGAGGCUAUGUCUCUUGGAGUUCCGGUUGUGGUGAGAGAAAAUCCAGGUAACUGUGAUCUUAUCAAACAUAGAAAAAAUGGGUUGGUAUUCAGAACAUCUAAGGAGCUGGGAGAAUGUCUAACUUAUCUGGAAGAAAAUCCUGAAAUAAAAAAACAACUUAUUCUCGCAGGGGAGGAGUUUAUGGGAGGCAAGGAAUUCCAAAGAGGAUAUCAAGCGAAAUUAUAUUCACACGUAAUCCAACAUAUAUAUUCUACUUUAUAAUCAACAUAUACAGCAGUUGAGUGCAUAACAAACAAAAUCAGUGACAUUUUUCUUCAAAUUUCAUUAUAACUUAUAACCAAAAGUAAAUAAUUUCGAUUACAAAGUAACAGUAAAGCUUUUCACUGAAGUAUUGUUCACUAUGAUAUAAAAUAAUAAAACCAAAUUUCCUUAAUUU